AUGGAGGCCACUCAGACUCGGGAUCCGGCUGUCAUCACUCUUGUCUUCGGUCCUCAGACGCUGUCCUUCUCGGAGGAAUGGUUCAAUCGACUCCGAUCCUUCAUCAACGACCGUCGACACAAUCACUGGAUGCGCCAGGCAAUCCAGGAGUUACCGCAUUAUCUAGAGCUCUUUCAAAGUAAUACACAGGGGACAGCGCAUAGCACAGCACCUGCGCUUCUCAGAAGCAUAUUGGAGUGGCUAGACACGGAUGCUACAGUGCCAUAUGUGGACAACCUAUCGAGCGCGGUCUUGACUCCACUCGUUAUCCUCGAUCAUCUCUGCCAGUACUCACAAUUCGUCGAUGCGGCAAACUCUGAUUCGUGUUCGACCGUCGAUCCCUGGAGCUGUCUAUUUCGCCCGCUUCAGGUGCUUGGGUUCUGCACCGGCUUCUUGAGUGCGCUGGCGAUUGCUUCGUCGAACAGUCAAGCAGAAUUCCAAAGCUAUGGCGCAGUCGCUGUACGUCUGGGAGCUUUGAUCGGAGCUGUGGUUGAUGCGGCCGAUCACUCAUCCUCACCAUCAGGCUCUCUCGCGGCAGUGUGGAGCACACCGGAACAAAAGCAAAAGCUCGACAUUACGCUUGCGCAGGAUGAAGAGUCUUACAUUUCUGUUGACUACGAUGAGAACCGAGCUACUAUAACGACCACCUCCGAGAAGCUAUCAGAUCUCAUUCGAGUGCUGAAGGACGAUGGAAUAGUCGCAUACGAAAUUGAUCUUCGUGGUAGAUAUCACUGGAACGGUCACCGAAAGACCGCUGAGCAACUAGCCAACUUCUGCGAUGCCCAUCCGGAGUUGCAAUUUCGAGAUGCAGAAAAGAAUCCAUUUUCACUGCCCUCGACUACUACGACAGAGCAGGUGUUGCAUGGCAAAUUGCAUGGAGUUGCGAUCAGAGAUAUCUUGGUGGAACGAUGCCAUUGGUUCUCCACGUAUCAGCACAGUGUAGUGGACCAGGCGCGAAGUCCUGCCAGCUCAACCCUGGUGUUCGGAGAAGAGAAGUGUGUACCGCCGUCGAUAUUACGGCAUGUUCAGGAGCACGUUACACGCAUGACCGACCAGCCAGGGGCAAGCAGACGACUUUCUGCUCUUGCGUACUCGGAGCCGAAGGAGUCUCAUGAUGACAUUGCUGUGGUAGGCAUGGCUUGUAAAGUCGCUGGCGCGGAUGACCUCGAUGAAUUAUGGGAGAUCAUUUGUCGAGGGGAAUCUCAACACGUCGAGGUGCCUGAGUCUCGCGUAUCGUUUGAAACCCAGUGGCGAGGCCUCGAUGAUAGGCGGAGAUGGUAUGGCAAUUUUCUACGGGACCCGGACGCAUACGACCAUAAAUUCUUCAGAAAGUCACCUAUCGAAGCAGCCUCACAAGACCCACAGCAGAGGCUUUUCCUACAGUCAGCGUAUCAAGCUGUCGAGCAAUCUGGUUACUUUAACAACCCUAAUACCGACCGCAGAGUUGGGGUUUUCGCAGGCGUUGGUGCUGUGGACUAUGAGACGAACAUCGCAUGCCACCCGGCCAAUGCAUACUCGGCGACAGGAAAUCUCCGAGCGUUCAUCACGGGGAAGGUCAGCCACUACUUCGGUUGGUCUGGCCCUUCACUCACAGUCGAUACGGCAUGUUCGGGUUCUGCAGUAGCAAUUCAUCAGGCCUGUCGAUCAAUACUGAGUGGCGAAUGCACAGCCGCCUUAGCAGGCGGAGUCAACAUCAUCACCAGUCCUCUAUGGUUCCAGAACCUGGCUGGUGCUUCGUUCUUGAGCCCUACCGGUGCUUGCAAGCCCUUCGAUGCAGCCGCCGACGGCUAUUGCCGUGGUGAGGCAGUCGCGUGUGUCUUCCUCAAGAAGAUGAGCCAAGCGGUGCAAGAUGGUGAUACGAUUCUGGGGCGCAUCCGCAGUACAGCAGUAUUCCAGAACGACAACUGCACGCCGAUCACUGUUCCCAAUGCUACUUCCCUAUCAACGUUAUUCGGAGAUGUGAUUACAAAGGCCCACUUGACUCCGGAGGACAUCACACUGGUCGAAGCACAUGGCACGGGAACGCCGAUCGGUGAUCCAGCAGAGUACGAGAGCGUCCGUCGCGCCCUCGGUGGUUGGGCACGCAGAUCUGCGCCUCUGCAUCUAGGUUCUGUUAAAGGUCUUCUUGGCCAUACGGAGAGUGCCUCUGGUGUCGUGGCACUGAUCAAAGUCUUACUUGCGCUUCACCAUGGGUACAUUCCACCACAAGCGAGUUUCAGAUCACUGAGCCCAGGUUUGAAAGCAACGCCUGACGACAUGAUUACUGUUGGGACACAUCUGAAACCAUGGGACGCUGCGUAUCGAGCGGCGUUGAUCAACAAUUACGGCGCGGCUGGAUCUAAUGCAUCGAUGAUCAUCUCUCAAGCACAUCCUUGGCGGAGCAAAGCACCCUCCGUUUCAAGUGCUGGUGAGCUGUUUUGGAUUACAGGUGCAGAUGAGCGUGGCCUCCGUGCUUAUUGCUUACGUCUACUUGAUCUCAUCAAGAAGCAAAGGACGACUGAGAAAGAGCUGCUGCUCGCGGAUAUCUCCUACAGUCUGGCUCGACAAUCCAGCAGGACACUUCCGCUGGGUCUGAUCUUCCUGUCGUCCUCGAUACUUGAACUGGAGAGCAAGCUCUCGACGUUUGUCGGUGACGGGAUGGCUAGCACGCUCGUGCCAAAGAAAGCCUACCGCCCAGUUAUACUCUGCUUCGGUGGUCAGACGUCCCAGAUGAUCGGUCUCGACAGAAAAGUCUAUGAUCGAUAUGGUCUCCUGCGAACUCACCUCGAUACGUGCGACAAGCUACUUCUAUCGAUGGGGUGCGAUAGCAUCUAUCCAGCGAUCUUCGAGAAACUGCCGAUGACAGACGUCGUCAAACUGCAGACCACGCUUUUCUCGUUUCAGUAUUCUUGCGCCAGGUGCUGGAUCGACGUUGGCAUCCCGGUCACAGCUGUGGUAGGACAUAGCUUUGGGGAGCUUACUGCUAUGUGUAUAUCUGGCAUAGUCACGCUGAGAGAGGCACUCCAUAUCAUUUCCGCGAGGGCUCGUUUGGUGAAGCAGUCCUGGGGCGCGGAUACGGGAGCAAUGAUUGCUAUCGAGGCUGAGCUCUCGAGCGUGGACGACCUGCUCCGCCGCGUCCAUACUCUGAAUCCUUCCGAGGAUUCGGCGAACAUCGCCUGCUUCAACGGACCACAGAACUUUACUCUGGCGGGAAGCAGCGCAGCGAUCAAAGCCGUGGAGACUACGGCUCGUACAAUGCCGGGACUCAGAUGCAAGAUCAUCAACGUCGCUAAUGCCUAUCAUUCGAGUCUGGUAGAUCCAUUGAAGCAACGACUCGCAGCCCUUGGAGACGACACACUUUUCACCCGACCGCGGAUUCUCUGGGAACGCGCGACGGAAGCUGAGGAGAAGCGCAAUGUGAAACGCGAUUUCUUCGCCACACAUAUGCGCCAGCCAGUCUACUUCCACCAUGCCGCUCAAAGACUACACAAGAAGUUUCCGUCUGCAAUCUGGCUCGAAGCAGGCUCUAAUUCUACCAUCACGAAUUUAGCGGGCCAAGCAUUGGGUCGUCCACCGUCGUCAUAUUUCCAGGCACUCAAUAUCUGUCACUCAAAUGGCUCACAGAACAUGAUGGAUCAUUUUGCAGAUCUGUGGACCGCCGGACUUACUUCCCAUCACUGGGGUCACCAUGCAUCCCAAUCAAGGCUUUACGAUGUUGUUUUGCUUCCACCAUAUCAAUUCGAGAAAUCCCGCCAUUGGCUGGAAAUCAAGAAGCGCAGUCCUGACCAUCAAGGCGAUGCCAUGACUAAGGCUUCUAAUACGGAAAAGUUGCCUACUGAACUCUACACUUUCGUGGGCUACCAAGACGAGGCCAAAUCGCAUGCCCGAUUCAGAGUUAAUACCAUGAUCAAGAAAUACGAAGACCUGGUUUCUGGCCACGUUAUCGCGAACACAGCCGCCAUCUGUCCUGCCACAGUGCAACUUGACAUCGUAAUCGAAGCGCUGAUGAGUCUCCGCCACGAUCUCGGGUUCGAGGAUAUGCAGCCAGAGUUAUUCGAUGUGACAAACCAAGCGCCAGUAUGCAUGAACCCUGCCCGUGCCCUCUGGAUAGAUCUGAAAAUCGCGAGCGUGGGCAGCCGUACGUGGCAGUGGGACAUGAGUAGUACUGCAUCAGGUGGCUCGCACAAGACAUCUCAUGUCAAAGGCUCGAUCGCCAUGAGGCCGACUAAUGACCAAAAAUAUGGCAAUGAUUUCGCUCGCUAUGGACGCUUGAUGAACCACAGGAGAUGUACAAACCUGCUUCAAUGCGAGGACCCAGAUGAUAUUGUCCAAGGCCGCAACAUAUACAAGAUCUUCUCCGAGAUCGUCGAAUACGCAGCACAAUAUCAGAACCUCCGCAAGAUAGUCGGAAAAGAUAACAUGUCUGCUGGGCGCAUCAACAAGAAGCGCUCUGAUGCGACUUGGCUUGAUGCUCAUCUGACCGAUUGUUUCUGUCAGGUUGCUGGCUUCUGGGUCAAUUCAAUGACGGAGCGUAUACCGACCGAGAUGUAUAUUGCUGCCGGCUUUGAGUCUUGGAUGAGGGCGCCCAGCUUGCCAUCUGCAAAGCCGCAGGCUGCCACAACAGUGUGGGAUGUUAUGGCCGUUCACAACCAGGCCCCGGACAAGUCUUACACGACCGACAUCUUCGUAUACGAUGCUGAGCGUGGUACACUUUGUGAAGUCAUCCUCGGCAUGAAAUUUAUACGCGUGCCCAAGGCGGUCAUGGCCAAGACUCUCGCCCAGUUUUCGGCGGUUGGCUCAAGUGGUGAGGUUGCAGCGCCUCCACGAUCAAUACAGGGAGUGUCACCAGGGAAUGUUGAGCUGAAGCAAAACUCGACCCAUCCAAGUGUAUUACAAGCGCUGGCAGCACCAAACAACCUUAAUGCAGCGGCAAGUGCGAUCGAUCCACCAGCUUCGAUUGGAGAGGCAAGACCGGGUCAGGCCAGGGUGAAAUUCCUGUCUGACAUCGCUGAGAUCCUGUCAGAGCUCACUGGGGUCGAGCCGGUGCUCAUUACCCCAGCGGCCAGGCUUGCGGACAUAGGCAUCGACUCUCUCAUGUCAAUGGAGAUAUCACGAUCAAUGAAGUCCUCAUUCAAGAUCUCUUACGAGAUUGAGCAGUUGGCAGAAGCAGAUACGGUUCAAGACGUUGUUAAUGCUAUCGCAGCUGCGGUGGGAACAGAUGGGCUCGAGAAUAGCGGUGGGUCCAAUGGCGCCGUCGACUCCGAUAAGAUGUUCGGCACCAAGGGCAUGGACGACGUCGAUAGCCCCACAUUUAACACGCCACACUCGGCCACAAGCGAUACCUUCGAGCUCAGCCGUCCUUACAGACAGGAGCAGACUGUAGGCUUAAAUUUCUCUCAAGCAAUCUUGGAAGCAUUUUCUGGGUCGAGACUACGCACCGAUCAGUUUAUCGAAGAUUUUGGCUGCAGUAAAUACUUGGUUGACGUUCAGCCGAAGCAGAUACAGCUCUGUGUGGCCCUCAUCAUCGAAGCAUUAGAACAACUCGGCUGUUCAUUGAAUACUGCGAACGCUGGCGAAUCCCUGCGGCGCAUCCCUUAUGCUCCGCAGCAUGAACGAUAUGUGAACUUCCUCUACGGUGUACUGGAAUCUGACGCACAUCUAAUCAAUCUUGAUGGCGGCAUGAUCACACGCACCAACGUCAGCGUGCCAGUCAAGUCGAGUAAGAUUAUCUUCGACGAGCUUAUCGCCACCUUUCCGAGUCAUGAGCUCGCAAAUCGUCUUACCUACCACUGUGGUUGCCAUAUUGUCGAUAUCCUCAAGGGUGAGACUAAUGGCGUGAAGGUAAUCUUUGGCUCAGAGGAGGGUCGCAGCUUGGUCUCAGGAUUCUACAGCGAUUCGCCGCUCUUCAAGCUGUACUACACUCAGAUGCAGGACUUUCUCAGAAGACUAGUCUCGCGUCUGCCUGAUAACUCUCCACCGCUCAAGAUUCUCGAACUGGGUGCUGGCACAGGAGGUACCACAAAUUACUUGGUGCCGCUGCUCGCCGAGCUUGGGGUGCCUGUGGAAUAUACUUUCACGGACAUUGCACCGUCCUUUAUUGCAGCAGCUCGGAAGAAGUACAAAGCCUAUUCCUUCAUGAGAUUCGCCACCCACGAUAUCGAGAAACCUCCGUCGGACGACUUGAUGAGCUCACAGCAUUUGGUUGUCGCCAGUAAUGCUGUACAUGCCACACACAGCCUAUCGGUCUCGUUGAGCAACAUCCAUAAGUUGCUGAGGCCGGAUGGUUUUCUGUUGUUGCUGGAGUUGACCGAUCAACAGCAGUGGUUAGAUCUGAUCUUUGGCCUCUUGGAAGGAUGGUGGCUUUUCGAUGACGGCCGUUCACAUGCGUUAUCUAGCGAGAAGCAUUGGGAAAGAGAGCUGCAUGCAGCUGGAUAUGGCCAUGUUGACUGGACUGAUGGAGACUGUGCAGAGAAUUGCCUUCAGAAAAUCAUUAUCGCCACGGCAUCAGGCCCGCAUCGUGGUGAUCUACCCGCAAACGACAGGGUAACAGAUGCUACCGACGAGACAGCAGCUCGACGUCUUGCCGUCGAUGAGUACGUGAAGAGCUAUUCGCAUGACUUCAUUGGACCUACCGGCUCCAAUAGACUCGAGGUCGACAAUCUUAUCACAGUUUUGGUUACGGGAGGGACUGGCAGUGUGGGAAGCCAUAUAGUUUCACACUUGCUUACCCUACCACACAUAACAAACGUCAUCUGCCUGAAUCGAGAGGUACGUGGAGCCAAGCCCGAUGCUCGGCAGAUCGAUGCGUUUGCAGACCACAGGAUUGAGCUUAGUAUUGAGGAUCUAUCGAAGCUCCAGGUACUGCAAUGCGAUACAGCGAAACCCAUGCUUGGUCUCAAAGAGGGAGUCUAUCAAGACCUGGUCAGCUCUGUCACCCACGUUCUUCACAAUGCUUGGCCAAUGAGUUACGAGAGGCCACUACACAGAUUCGAGCCUCAGUUCCGGACUAUGCGCAACCUUAUCGACCUCUGUCACGAUACUGGAGCAGUAUCCUCAAGAGUAAUCACUUUCCAGUUCAUCUCAUCAAUUGCUGUGGUUGGACAUCAUCCAUUCCUCACUGGUCAGUCACUGGUCCCGGAACAGCAAGUACAGGUUGAGUCAGUACUGCCGAUGGGCUACGGAGACGCCAAAUAUGUCUGCGAACUACUGCUUGGAGCUACUUUGGGCAGACACCCGUCUAAUUUUCGUACCAUGAGCGUACGAUUGGGCCAGGUAGCAGGAAGCAGUACAAGCGGCUACUGGAACACACAAGAACAUCUGAGUUUCCUGGUCAAGUCGUCACAGACCUUGCGCUAUCUUCCAGAUUUGGAUGGCAUACUCUCGUGGACACCGGUCGAUCAAGUAGCUGGAACAUUGACGGACCUACUCUCGCAAAACGCCUCGACGCCAUACCCAAUAUACCACAUCGACAAUCCAGUCCGGCAGCCGUGGAGAGAUAUGGUAAGGACAUGGGCUUCGGCGCUAGACAUACCACAGAAUAAGAUUGUACCAUACUCGGAGUGGGCGUCGAGAGUACGCCUUUUUCCUGGCUCGGUGGAGAGGGACAAUCCUGCGUGUAAGCUGAUCGAGUUUCUGGACAACAACUUCCUACGAAUGUCUUGCGGUGGAUUAUUGCUCGAUACUCUUCAUGCAAGAGAGCAUUCCCCUACGCUGGCCGCAGUGGGACCUGUUGACGAGAAAUGUGCUUUGGGCUAUAUAGCCUUUUGGAAGGACAUCGGGUUCCUUUCUUGA
Molecule: messenger RNA, 7809 nt
Organism: Recurvomyces mirabilis
Lineage: Eukaryota; Fungi; Ascomycota; Dothideomycetes; Mycosphaerellales; Teratosphaeriaceae
Exons: 6
Coding region: 1-7809 (2602 amino acids)
Molecular function (GO): phosphopantetheine binding; acyltransferase activity
Source: RefSeq, a predicted model, not a curated record